Messenger RNA from Acanthaster planci (crown-of-thorns starfish), 1846 nucleotides. RefSeq names its product exosome component 3 (gene exosc3). NCBI's taxonomy places the organism in Eukaryota, Metazoa, Echinodermata, Asteroidea, Valvatida, Acanthasteridae. Gene Ontology annotation, cellular component: cytoplasmic exosome (RNase complex); nuclear exosome (RNase complex). The record is from RefSeq and is a predicted model, not a curated record. Gene Ontology annotation, molecular function: RNA binding. Gene Ontology annotation, biological process: poly(A)-dependent snoRNA 3'-end processing; CUT catabolic process; U4 snRNA 3'-end processing.
CCAUACAUAGAACAUGGCGCCUCCCAGAGCAGAGGAUCUCGAUUCAGAACGUUUAGAAAACUGUCGGGUUUUACCAGGAGACUGCCUCAAUGAUGUCAUUAUUUCAACUGAAGGGAAAAGGUUUCGACUCGGUCCAGGAUUGCGACAGGAAGGAGAAACUGUUGUUGCCUGUAAAUGUGGGAUUUUGAGGAAGAAAGAACCCAAUAUUUUGUGGAUAGACAGUUACCAAAAACGGUAUGUUCCUGUCAGAGGAGAAACUGUUCUUGGGAUUGUGGUAGGGAAAACUGGAGAUGUAUUCAAAGUAGAUAUUGGUGGCAGUGUACCAGCAAGUCUGUCAUAUUUAGCAUUUGAAGGAGCAACCAAGAGGAAUAGACCCAAUGUUGUUAUUGGAGAUGUUGUCUUUGGUCGUCUGUUAGUUGCAAAUCGAGACAUGGAGCCAGAUUUAGUCUGUAUGGAUAGUGGAGGACGAAGUGCAGGACUUGGUGUUGUGUCUGGAGGCUUUAUGUUCCAAUGCUCAUUGGGACUAGUUCGGAAGAUCCUGUCCCCUGAAUGCACUUUGAUAAAACAACUCGGCCAGCUCAUACCAGUGGAGUUGGCGGUGGGAAUGAAUGGGCGAAUAUGGCUACGAAGCAAGACCCUGUCAAGCACAAUCACUGCAAUGAAUGCCAUCUCUAGUGCUGAGUGGAUGACAGAGGCAGAGAUCAGACUUAUGGUGCACAAACUACAGGACUCCUUUUUAGGAGUGUAGAGUGGAACUAGAUCGUAGUAUGUGAGCCACAUAAAAAACAAAAGGGAGUCACAUAUCAGUGCUGACCACUGAGAGCAAGUUGCUUCUAAAUCUAGUGUUUCUUCCAGCCGUCUAUUUGGACGUAUUUAUUAGGAUGAGAACCAUGCAUAUCCAGUUUGAUAUACAGAUUACAAAAAUAAUUACGGCUGAGAUAAAGAGGAAGAUCUCCACACUCUACUUGCAGUUUCUGUAACGAGGUUCCAUGCAGUGCUCUACAGCAUAUCCUCAGAGCCUGGUAUUGUAUACUAUCUAAUUUUUGCUUGUAUUCUAAAGCCGCUGAGUUGCAGGCUUCACAUCCGUACUCCAGAACUGGUUUGAUAAGAGUUUUGUACAGGCAAAAGAGAAUACAACAGUCUGAUCCCCAAUCAGUUCCACUUAUGCAUCUGAGGAUGUUAAGUUUAGCUUUGCUUCUAUUGACGACAUAUUUGAUGUGUUCCUUCCAGGUUUGUUGUCAAAGAUGACACCAAGAAAUUUAGCUGAAAUUUGAAAUUUUAUGUCAGAAUUAUUUAUCUUCAGUUUAGAGGAAGCAUUUCGUUUAUGAGUAAAUAGGACAGCGUAGGUCUUGGGAGUUGAUAUUUUAAAGCCCCAUUUUCCACACCAAGAGGAAAUGUAAUUGAGACUUUGUUCGAUCUUACUGGUAAUGAAAUUAAUUUUUCUAUUGGAUUUCCAUAUGACUAUGUCGUCUACAUACUGACAGAAGGUCAUUAACAGCAUAUUUAAGAGUGUUGGACUAAUAACGCUACCAUUUUUAACAGUACAUGAUUCAGAAUGAGUGUUAUUUAUUUUAACCUGGAUUUUCCGAUUUGUAAGAAAGUAAUUUAUCCAUCGUGUAAUACGCCCACUAAUUCCUUGUGAUUGUAAUUUGAUGACAAUUCCUUUGGGCCAUAGCAUAUCAUAUGCUUUUUCAAGAUCCAGGAAGACCGCCAAAGUACUUUCUCUGUUGGCAAAAGCCUUGUUUAUGCUAGAUUCAAGAUGAAUAAUAUGGUCUUUGGUGCUUCUCCCUUUCCGGAAACCAGACUGAUGAUUAAAUUGUGCUUCUCCAGGUACCAGAUAAGUCUA